AUGCGCGCCAUCCAAGUGAGCCAAUACGUCAAGGGGCCCCUAGAGCUCAAAGUCUCUGACCUCCCAACCCCUUCUCCCGCCGCCGAUAAAUACCUCAUCGAGAUCCACUCCGCCGGUACCAACUUCUUCGACAUCCUCCAGAUAGCGGGCAAGUACCAGCACCAGCCUCCACUCCCCUGGAUCGGCGGCAUGGAAUUCGCCGGGACGAUCGCCGCCGUUCCCACAUCCUCUUCCUCGCCCCGCUUCAAGGUCGGCGAUCGCGUCUUCGGCGCGAACCAAGGUGCAUAUGCUACCCAUGUCCUGGCCGACGAAUCCACUCUGCUGCCGAUCCCGAAUGGCUGGAGCUUUGAGGAUGCCGCGGGCCUCUUCGUUACGGCGCCGACGUCCUAUGGAGCACUAGUGCACCGCGCGGGCGUGAAGGCGGGAGAUUGGGUCCUUGUGCAUGCUGCGGCGGGCGGCGUCGGGUUGGCGGCGGUGCAGAUUGCAAAGGCCAAGGGGGCGACUGUGAUUGCGACGGCGGGGACUCCGCGGAAGAGGGAGGUUGCGAAGGAGUUUGGAGCGGACUACGUGAUCGACUAUACGGAUAAGGCGUGGCCGGAAGAAGUGAAGAAGUUGUGUGGAGCGCACAGGAAGGGGAAUGGGAAGGCGGGGGUGGAUAUCGUGUAUGACCCGGUGGGCAUGAUUGAGCCGAGUUUGAAAUGUGUUGCGUGGAAUGCGCGGCUAUUGGUUAUCGGAUUUGCAGCUGGGAAGAUCGAGAAGGUGGCGCUGAACAGGGUGCUAUUGAAGAACGUGAGCUUGGUGGGUGUGCAUUGGGGCCAGUAUGCGCGCUUUGAGACUGAAACGGUGGGCACGGUUUGGAAGGGUAUCUUUGAUCUGGUCGCUCAGGGUAAAUUCCGCGGGACGGCGUUCAAGGAUGCUAGCUUCGCUGGUCUCGAGAGCGUGCCCAAGGCUCUUCAGGCGCUGGGAGGCCGUGAGACUUGGGGCAAGGUCGUCGUGAACAUCGUCGGCGAUGAAAAGGCAAAGAGUAAACUGUGA
This is a messenger RNA of Penicillium chermesinum, 1035 nucleotides long. Its product is annotated as NADPH:quinone oxidoreductase family protein. NCBI's taxonomy places the organism in Eukaryota, Fungi, Ascomycota, Eurotiomycetes, Eurotiales, Aspergillaceae. Gene Ontology annotation, molecular function: zinc ion binding; oxidoreductase activity. The record is from RefSeq and is a predicted model, not a curated record. The transcript is spliced from 2 exons. Gene Ontology annotation, cellular component: mitochondrion. Bases 1 to 1035 code for a protein of 344 amino acids.